AUGAUCCUGCACGCCAACACGCCCGCAGCAGUGCUGCCGCGCGCCAACCGCCACCCACGCUGUGCUGCACGCCAGCACCGCCCACGCUUUCAGUGGCUGCACGCCAGCACCACCCACGCGGUGCAUACGCACCAGCCUGCCACGCUCUCGCACUCAGCACCACCCACGCGCAUUGCACGCACGCCAGCCUGCGCUGUUGCUGCACGCACCAGCACCGCCCGCUGCAUUGGCUGCACGCAGCACCACCACGCUUUCGCCAGCUUUCACGCACCAGCCGCCACCACGCGCGUUUCUUCCGCAUCGGCCGCCGCCACCACUCGUUCCUGCCUGCACCGCGUGCUGCGCUGCCCGCCGCCCACGCUUAUGCACGCCAGCACCACCCACGCUGUGCUCACGCACCAGCCGCACCGCCCACGCUGUUUUCUGCGCACCAACCACCACACUUCUGUUUCUGCACCAGCACCUGACGCGCAGUGCUUUCACGCCAGCACCACCCACGCUGUCCUGCACGCAGCACCACCACGCUGUUUCUGCACCGACACCACCCACGCUUGUGCUGCACGCCAGCCACCACCCGCUGUGCUGCACGCGCAGCACCACCUGCUCACCAGCACCACCCACGCUGUGCUGCGCACCAGCACCACCCACGCUGUUAACCGCGCCAGCACCGCCACGCUUGGCUGCCGCGCCAGGCACCGUACGCUGUUUUCUGCGCGCGCCAGCACCACCCACGCAGUUCACUCACCGCCACCCACCGCCGCUGCAUUGGCUGCGCGCGCCAGCGCCGCCCACAGCGUCAUCGCCGACGCCACGCCCGCAGCAGUAUGCGCGCAUGCACCACCCACGCGUGCUGCGCGCCAGCCGCCACCCACGCGAUACUCUGCCGCCGCAGUGCCACCCGCGCAGUGCUUUCUGCACGCUAGCACCGCCCGCUUUCGUGCUCACGCCAGCACCACCCGCUGUUCUGCACUUAACGCCACCCUGUUUCACUCACGCCAGCGCCGCCCACGCUGUUUCCACGCAUCAGCACCACCCCGCUGUGCUCACGCACCAGCGCCACCCACCGUGCUUUCACGCCAGCACCACCCACGCUGUUAUGCUCACGCACCAGCACCGCCCACGCUGUGGCUGCGCACGCCAGCACCACCCACGCUUUCUUUUUUGCACCAGCGCCGCCACCCGCGCAAGCUGCGCACGCCAGCCGCCGCCCACGCUGUGUGCGCACAUCAGCACCGCCCACGCUGUACUGCUCACCAGCCUCGCCACGCGUUGACUGCUCAACGCCGCCCGCCAUUUCUCUUUCAGCACCGCCACGCUGUUCUGCACGCCGCACGCAUGCUGCACCGCACCAACGCCACUCACACGUCCGCACGCCAGCACCACCCACGCAGUGCUGCCACGCACCAGCACGCCACGCGCCUGCACGCCAGCACCGCCCACGCUUUCAGUGCUGCACGCACCAGCACCACCCACGCUGGUGCUGCGCACGCCAACGCCACCCACGCUGUACGCACGCACCAGCACCACCCACGCUGUUGCUGCGCACCAGCACCACCACGCUUAUUGCUGCACACGCAGCACCCACCCACGCUGUGCUUUCCCUGCACCAGCACCACCCACGCUUAUUGCUUGCACAUCAGCGCCACCCGCGCCUUCGCUUUCAACACCACCCACGCUUUCAUUCUCAGGCGCACCGCCCCACCUUUCAUUCUUCUUGCUGCCCCUUCCACCACGUGUUACUUCGCCCACGCUGUGCUGCACGCCUGCGCCGCCACACUGUUGCUGCACUGCAGCACCAGCGCCACCCACGCUGUUGCUGCACCAGCACCACCCACGCUGGUAACUCGCACCAGCACCGCCACGCUUCCUCACACGCCAGCACCACCCCGCUGUUCUCACGCACCAGCACCGCCCACGCGUGUUUCACACGCCAGCACCACCCACGCUGUGCUGCCGCACGCCAGCCUGCCACGCUUUAACUGCGCAGCACCGCCGCGCGCAGUCUGCACGCCAGCGCCACCCACGCCCCAGUGGCGCCGAGUAAGCCCCGCCGCAUCUUUCUGCCGUAUUCACGCUUCCUGCGCCGGCAGCACCCGCAUCUGCACGCACCAGCCCGCCGCCACGCCGGUGCUGCACGCACCAGCCACGCCGCCCACGCUGUUAAGCACUGGCGCCACCCACUUUGGCUGCGCACCACCGCCUGUUGCACGCAUCAGCACCGCCCACGCCCAGGCCUUCACACGCACCAACCUGCUACGCUGUUUUCACGCACCAACCACCCACCAGUACUGCACGCAUCAGCCGCACCCACGCGCGUUUGCACGCACCAGCACCACCCACGCUGUUCUGCUGCCGCCAGCACCACCCACGCGCAUUCUGCACGCACCAGCACCACGCUCCCAGCUGAUGCUUUCUGCCGCACCAGCACCACCCACGCUGGUGUGCGCGCACCAGCACCGCCCACGCUGUUCUGCGCAACCAGCCGCCCACGCGUUUCUGCGCCAAGCACCGCCCACGCUUCGUCAGCUGCGCACGCAGCGCCACCCACGCAGUGGCUUUGCACGCCUAACACCACCCGCUGUUUUCCGCCUCACCAGCACCACCCACGCUGUGCUGCACGCAGCACCGCCCACGCUGUUUCCUCACGCCAGCACCACCCACGCUGUUAUGCACAUCAGCACCACCCACGCGUGCUGCGCACGCAGCACCGCCCACGCUUGGCUGCACGCAGUGCCGCCCACGCGUGCUGCACGCACCAGCACCACCCACGCUGUGCUCACACGCAGCACGCCACCCACGCUGUUUUCUGCACGCAGCGAGCACCACCACGCUGUUUCCGCUCACCAGCCCACCACCGCUGUGCUGCGCACGCCAGCGCCGCCCACGCUGUUUCACUCCGCCAGCACCGCCCGCGCUGGUUAUGCCGCACGUCGGCGCCACCCACGCUCUUCUGCACGCGUCAGCACCACCCACGUGGCCUUUCACGCACCAACCGCCACCCUUUGCUGGUAG
Homarus americanus (American lobster) is the source of this 3012-nucleotide messenger RNA. Its product is annotated as flocculation protein FLO11-like. The transcript is spliced from 3 exons. The coding region runs from base 1 to 3012 and encodes 1003 amino acids. The record is from RefSeq and is a predicted model, not a curated record. Lineage: Eukaryota; Metazoa; Arthropoda; Malacostraca; Decapoda; Nephropidae.